UGUGGUUCCAAGGUCCUCCUUCAACGAGGAGGAAUUUGUGGAUCUGUCAGUGUCAAGAUGGCCAAGCAAGCAGAACCCGAUGUUGAAGCUGGAAUCAAUUAUUGGAGUACGCAAUCCGCCGACUACGACGGUGUUUUAGGUGGUUUUGGAACUGGGAGCCUCCCGAGAAUAGAUGCACUGGGGUCCCGUCAAUUCGCCCUCUACCUCAUGCCCGAACUGUGCACCGUCCCAUCUGCUCUCCGGCCUCUGCGCAGCCAGCCUACUGAUCAACGUACGCGGGCGCUGGAUGUCGGGGCAGGGGUCGGCCGCGUGACCUGCGACGUCCUGCUUCACCUAUUUUCGGAUGUCGUCCUCGUAGAGCCGGUCGAGAGCUUCGUGCUCGAAGCUGUGGCGCGAGGACGCCGCUCCGAACAGGAUGUCCCGGCAGUCGCAGAGGACGCAAAUGCAGACCCUAUAGCACCUUGGAAAGGCAUCAAGGAAAAAACGAGGAGCGUCACCUUUAUCCAAGGCACCCUCCAGUCGCUCGAGCCUUCCCAUCCUGCAGCAUCAGGAAAAGUGCUGGGACGGAUAGGUUACCAACCGACCUCCUCAGAGCUCUCGAAAAAUCUUUCCGACCCGACGGCGGGUGAUAUUGACUCGGGCUUCGACGUGAUCUGGUGCCAGUGGUGUCUGGGACAUCUCACAGACCCGGACUUGGUGUUAUUCCUGAGGCGCUGUCGAGUGGCUCUCCGCGAUCCGACCGCUGCAUAUAUCAUAGUCAAAGAGAACACCUGUUCUGACUCGCCCGAUGGGGGACCGCGGAGCCACCUUGAUGAAGAGGAUUCCAGCCUUACAAGAUCGGACAUGGCCUUCAAGCAAGUGUUCCGGGAGGCUGGUCUCAGUAUAGUACACGAACAGGUGCAGGACGGAUUCCCACCCGGGCUGUACGUAGUGAAAAUGUAUGCUCUUCAUUGACGAAGCGACCGUUCCGUAGCUUGUUUGUGGGAUCGCGGUCUCUAUACCCUCAAGGAAGAAUUCGGGCUGGAUCAGCGCUCACAAUCGCAGCAGCGACCGCAGG
This is a messenger RNA of Gloeophyllum trabeum ATCC 11539, 1057 nucleotides long. Its product is annotated as DUF858-domain-containing protein. Gene Ontology annotation, molecular function: N-terminal protein N-methyltransferase activity. The record is from RefSeq and is a predicted model, not a curated record. Gene Ontology annotation, cellular component: cytoplasm. NCBI's taxonomy places the organism in Eukaryota, Fungi, Basidiomycota, Agaricomycetes, Gloeophyllales, Gloeophyllaceae. Gene Ontology annotation, biological process: N-terminal protein amino acid methylation. The transcript has 5 exons. The coding region runs from base 58 to 954 and encodes 298 amino acids.